GUUAAACUAGUACCAUCUACUUUACAUGUAUAUAUUUAUUAUCAUUAUUUCGUUUUAAGAUUUUAAUGAAACAGAUGUUUCAGAGCGAUCCUCGAAACCACGACUGGCUACUGUUGGCCCAUUACCAUGAUCCCCUUGGAGGGGCGAACAGUGGGGCAGGUUAUAGGAGCGCGCGCGGCAGUGGUCGAUAUGCUGGCACUCAGUUGAGUUCGGGAUGUGGUACCUCUACGUGAUAGUCUUCCUAUGGGUCCUAGUCGUCCUCCAGUCCUCCGUAGACGUCAACUACUUCCUCAGGAUGGGCUUCACCUAUGUCAAGGCCAGGUACUUCAAGAAGAGGGUACACAUCUUAUCCAGCACCAAGAUCACAGGUCUUUGCCUGACUACGGACGUGGACUACCUCCUCUCGCACAUGAACAACGCUAGGUUCUUGCGAGAGCUGGACUUCGCGAGGGCUGACUUCUACCAGAGGACAGGGCUGUACGGGGCCAUCCAGGGCAAGGGUGGUGCCGUGGUGCAGGGUGCCGCCACCAUCCGCUACAGAAAGUUCGUCAGACUCUGCUCCUUUUACUCAAUCGUGUCUAAGAUAAUCUAUUGGGAAGGAUCGAGCAUCUAUAUGGAACAUAGAUUCGUCUCACCGACCGAUGAUUUUGUUUUGGCGAUUGCUAUAUGCCGACAGCGGCUUUUGAAAGUGGAAUCAGAAGAUUUGAUCCGUGAGAUAAUGUCCAGUGAGAAGAGCCCAGAGUCAGGAGGUUACGCCAAACCGGAAAUGCCAUUGGAUUUGGCCAAAUGGAUUGAAUCUAACGAAAUCUCUUCAGCGAACUUGAGGAACGGAUGCUGACAAGAGCUGCUGCCUUCCCAGCCGUGCAUAGCGCAGGAAUGAGGAGGUUUUCGUCCAGCCUUGUUUGAACCGCUGGUCGGUUUAACAAGGCUAUCUGCGGUGUAUUUAAGGAGAACUAAGUUGACUACUAAAGCUUCUCUAUUUUUCUGUGUUGAUAUCAAUUAUUAUUAUUUUUUUUUUUUUGCCAUUUUCUACAUAAAUUUUGAAAAUCAAAAUGUUUGUGAAGAAAACGAAAACUUACAGUAGACUCUCCCUUGUUCCAUAUUUAUAAUUUUAAAUUAUAAAACUUCAGAUCAUUAAACAUUUUGUUAUUCCAAUUAAAAAUUACAAAAAUAAAUCUAUGCAUAUUCAAAAUAAACCACAAUUACUUUUUUUUAAAAGAUUAAUAUUUGGUAUUAGUCCAUUAAAGUUGGCACAGAGACCCAUAUAGUGUGUUUGACUUCUCAACAUAUAAAGAAAUCCAUGAUUGAUAAUAUAAAAGACCUUUCAGUCUUAGAAUUGGUCAGACUAAUAAAGUGUUGGAGAUCUAAAGAUAACAGGUAAAACAGAUGAUAACUCUUAAGGCAUCUAAAGACUGUUAAGGAUAGAUAGAUUAGCAGUUAACAAGGAAACAUGCCUAACCAUUGGUAGCAACUUUAUAGCUAAUGGGCAAUAUUAUGUUAUGUGGUGUGCAGCUAUAGCAUGGUUUUAGUAAUAAGGAAGUUUAAAAGUGAAAGAUGAUUGGUAUUCCUUAAUAUCAUUAUGGGUUUUCAAACCUUUUCUGUUUGUUAUUUUAUCGACUACUUUACCUCCUUUAUCAAUAUUUGGCAGAUCAGUUUCUUUGAAUGAUAACAGUUUCUAUUUCUUCUUCAUCAUGAUUAACACAAUAGUGAAGUACAUAAUGAGCAACAAAAUAUAUCUAUUUAAAAAUUAAUAAAAUAUAAUCAUCUAAGAAAUCAUGUUUUCUUUUUAUAGUUGUUCUUAGAAUAGAAAUAGUAUCAGAUAAGAGAGAGUUUACUGUGAAUUUGUUACAUACAAAUACAUAUAUAAUUUAAUUAAAAUUUGUUCCUUUCUAUAAUUAUUCUUUAAUUUUUAUUAUUUUAUUUUAUUGUUAUUAUUUUUUUAAUUUAUAAAUCUUCAGAUCACUGAAUAAUUCAAAAAGACAAUUCAUACCUACAUUUUACGAUUUAUGCAUAUACCUAUGAGGUAAAUGCUGCAUUAAUUAAAUAGUAUUUAUUAUGAUGGGAUCAAAACAUUGAUUAUCUUAUUAUUUUUUUAUGUUCAUAAUUAUUUCAUAAUUCAUGUUAAAAUGUUGAAAACCACUUAGUAUAAGAGACAUCCAUCAUUUAAUGUCACCAUUAAACUACUUUAGAUUUCAUGAUAUAUUAAAAUAUUGUAUAUCACAUCUAUAGCAUCUGCUUAAAAUUACAUUAAGAAUCUAUAAUAAAACUGAUGUACAUUUUUUAUUGUUAUAUUCUUAAGAGUUUAUAAAACAUUUUAAAAAGUUAAUUUGGCUAUAUUCAAAUAGAUAAAUUUUAAAAUUAAUUAGUUUUAAAUUUUGAAGCCUGAAUAUAAUCUGAGUCCAUGAUCC
Nezara viridula (southern green stink bug) is the source of this 2408-nucleotide messenger RNA. The record is from the annotation of a GenBank genome assembly. Lineage: Eukaryota; Metazoa; Arthropoda; Insecta; Hemiptera; Pentatomidae.